Messenger RNA from Capronia epimyces CBS 606.96, 1587 nucleotides. RefSeq lists its product as uncharacterized. The coding region runs from base 1 to 1587 and encodes 528 amino acids. The record is from RefSeq and is a predicted model, not a curated record. The transcript has a single exon. NCBI's taxonomy places the organism in Eukaryota, Fungi, Ascomycota, Eurotiomycetes, Chaetothyriales, Herpotrichiellaceae.
AUGGAUCACACGCCCUCCUCAGAUGGCGACGUCAGCUCUACGGGAGCCGCCUAUCCUUGGGUCUUGGAGCAUUUGCUGGCAUAUCCGGGCACUUAUGAAAUCCCAUUGCGAACCAUGUACACACUCAACGCCACGACCCACAACCAACAACAGUCUCCGAAAUUCCCUCCGUCGAGUGCCGUCCCCGGAAAUGCCUUCCCUCGACCAAAUCAAGAGGCUGUUGACGAGCAACGAGCCAUGAGUACCGCUACCGCAGCCGCUCAAUUACGAGCAAAUCUCAUGGCCCACAUCUCACAGCAACCUUCGCAACCAACCUCGCUGCCUCCGAGCUUUAUAACAAGUUUUGUCCGACGCUGUUUCCCGCCCGAGCUUGAGCAAGUUGACUUUCCCCAGGCAUUGACCGCAAUGGAUUACCUCAAGGACCUGGAAAUCCGACGCAGACGAGAGGUGGUCGCCGCCUUUGAAAAACUCGGUAUAGACCGAGCAGAUUUCGGCUAUCGAGACAAAUUGGCACGCAAAUACCCCGGUGUGUUGAAAUGGGCCACGGAUAUCGAGGAGAGAGAGCGCAAGGUCCAACAAUUGUACACCCAUGUUUACCUUGGCCUGAGACGGUGGACACUGAUUAACGAGCUUUCUCUGACUCCUUUCAACAAGGCCAAUUGCAUUGCGAUGCUAAACACCCUUUAUCCCCCUAUCAACAUUCGGUCAAAGCAGCAGUUCGUGCCGCCUACGGCGCAUCUGACUCCGGAGAUUCUUUCCAACCAACGCGAACGGUUUUUCCUGUACAUCAAAGGUGUGGAACGGAAAGGACCGGAGGUUCUGUCAACGCUUAUGGCCAACAGCCAAAGAGGAGACGACCCCACUGGAUGGAAAAGUCUGCGGGAGACGCUGGACAACUACCUGCGCAUGGCGAACAGUAUCAUCGAAGAAUGCUAUGAAAUUACCGGUCGCGGUCAUUCUCCCACUACAGCAUCCUUCGGUUUUGCAGACUCUGGAGAGGAGGGCCGACGAAAGGUAGACUCCGCAAUUUCAUUCGGUUCUGCGGCUUCGUCCAACCGCAACUCUGGUCAAAGCCACGCCACAAGGCCCAGUACCAGCAGUAGCUUCAGCACGAACAGCUUCAAUCAUGGCCGGCAAGUGUCAAGGGACAAACAAUUGCCGGAGAAGCCACUUCCUCUUCCGAAAGACGACGAUAUCACGGUGAUUCGGAAGUCAUCUGGGUCCACCUUGGAGCGUAUUGCACGAGAGCUCCGGAAAAUGAAGAGCCGAAGUAAUAUCAAAGACGAGCCGCGUCCUCAGGCUGCCUUCCAUAAGUCGGCUGAUACGACAAUGAUGGAUACCGCAGGGCAACCUCUACCAACCCCGGCGAAGGACCGCAGCUUGAAGAUCAAACGAAGCCUCCGAAGGAUGAGGUCGAACACUGGUCUUUUGGAUGGCGGCAGCUUCCGCCCACCCAGUCGUGGUGAUGACACAAUCACUCAGGCAAUACCUACGUUUGAUGCAGAGGAGAUGAAAAGAAAGCGACAGGAGUGGGAGUCUCAACAAAAGGCGCAGAGUAGAGUUACUGAUGUGGAGAUGACUACAUGA